AUGACACGACGAACUAAGCAACUUGUUGGAUUCAGUAUAACAUGCCUCCUAGCUGCUGCGCACGGCGGGCAUGCAUUACCUCAGCUUGGCGCCCUCAAGGAUACACUUGCAGAAUCAAUAAGAAAUGUCGUACCACGAGGAUUUGCUGAUUUUACGUUGGAGCGUCGACAGAACAAUAAUUCAACCAACACAACGUCCAGUUCGAAUACAUCGUUAACCGAUGUUUGGUUAUUGGAAGAUGAAUUUUCUGGAAAGUCAUUCUUCGAUAAUUGGACAUUCUUCACCGGUCCAGAUCCUACACACUUCGUCGAUCGAGAUACUGCGCUCAGCCAAAACUUGGCAUUUGUUACGGAUAAUAACACGGUGAUUAUGAAGGGUGAUAAUACUUCUUGGGUGAAUAUCGGAGAUAAUAGGUCAAGUGUUCGAAUACAGAGCAACAAAUUUUGGAAUGGCGGUCUCUUCAUUCUGGAUUUGAAUCGUGCACCAUGGGGAUGUGGUGUCUGGCCUGCAUUCUGGUCGCUCGGAGCUACUCAAGCAUGGCCCCAAGAAGGAGAAAUCGAUAUUUUAGAAGGAGUUCACGAUAAUGUUCACAACCAAGUCACUUGGCACACUCUUCCAGGCUGUGUACUUGAAGACACCGGCAAUUUCACGGGUACUAUGGUAGUACGUGGCCAAACACAAUGCGAUGCAACACUCAAUAACAACGCAGGGUGUGGGGUUACCGACUGGAGUCGUGUUUCGUAUGGAGAAACUUUCGACGCGCAAGGUGGAGGUGUGUAUGCCAUGUUAUGGGAUGAAACGGGAAUCGCAGUCUGGUAUUUUUACCGCGUCUCGAUUCCGCAAGAUAUCGUUGAUGGAGAUCCGAAGCCGAAGACGUGGACGACCCCCUCUGCGGCGCUGUCCCCAUCUGGCUGCGAUCCGUUCCAGUACUUCAAGAAUCACUCGAUUGUGUUUGACAUCACGUUCUGUGGAGACUGGGCGGGAAACACUUACGAAACUACACCCGGGUGCACUGGCUCAUGUCCGGAACAUUUACAAGACCCUGCGAACUUCGUGAAUGCAUCAUGGGACAUUAAUUCGCUGAAAGUAUACACAAAGGAAUCACUUAAAGGAAUCGUCGUUAGCUCGGAGGGUUCACAGUUUUCGCCGUAUAGCACCAUUCUUGGUGUGCUUGCGGGAUUUGCUAUGCUUCUUGUGCUUUCUUGA
Molecule: messenger RNA, 1206 nt
Organism: Fomitiporia mediterranea MF3/22
Lineage: Eukaryota; Fungi; Basidiomycota; Agaricomycetes; Hymenochaetales; Hymenochaetaceae
Exons: 10
Coding region: 1-1206 (401 amino acids)
Biological process (GO): glucan catabolic process
Molecular function (GO): hydrolase activity, hydrolyzing O-glycosyl compounds
Source: RefSeq, a predicted model, not a curated record